Molecule: messenger RNA, 5287 nt
Organism: Nannospalax galili (Upper Galilee mountains blind mole rat)
Lineage: Eukaryota; Metazoa; Chordata; Mammalia; Rodentia; Spalacidae
Gene: Dnajc6
Product: DnaJ heat shock protein family (Hsp40) member C6
Exons: 19
Coding region: 225-3122 (965 amino acids)
Biological process (GO): synaptic vesicle uncoating; dephosphorylation; clathrin-dependent endocytosis
Cellular component (GO): cytoplasm; vesicle; postsynaptic density
Molecular function (GO): phosphatase activity; clathrin binding
Source: RefSeq, a predicted model, not a curated record
UGCCCAGCUUGCGGGUGACCCGGCCGGCUGCACUCUCUACCCGGGGCGGCGGCUGAGCUCGCAGAGCCCUGCUCGGUGGCCGCUUCCCUCCUUUCCCUCCUCUUUGCGUCAUGUCGGACACUUGAUUAUUAUUAUUUUUUUUGAUUUCUCUUUUAGCCGUCCCGCCUUCCCCUCCUCCUUCCUUUCCCAGGUUGAUUUUCCUCCCUUCUUCUCUGGGCUUGCCCAUGAGCCUCCUCGGGAGCUACCGGAAAAAGACCAGCAGCGAUGGUUAUGAAUCUUUGCAGCUGGUGGAUAGUCACGGGGACUCCGGCACCGGGGCCGGCCCGCAGAGGGUGACCGCGGCCGCGGCGCGCAGUCCCGCCCGGCAGCCUCCGCACCGCGCCAGCACCACGGACAGCUCAGGUGCCUCAUCUCCAGACAUGGAGCCCAGCUAUGGGGGAGGCCUUUUUGACAUGGUGAAAGGUGGUGCAGGGAGGCUCUUCAGUAACCUGAAGGACAACUUGAAAGACACCCUCAAAGACACAUCCUCUAGAGUCAUCCAAUCUGUUUCCAGCUAUACAAAGGGAGACCUAGACUUCACUUAUGUCACCUCCAGAAUUAUUGUGAUGUCCUUUCCUAUGGACAAUGUUGACAUAGGAUUCAGGAAUCAGAUUGAUGACAUUCGUAGCUUUUUGGAUUCUAGACAUCUUGACCACUACACAGUAUACAACCUGUCACCCAAGUCUUACCGGACUGCCAAGUUUCACAGUCGGGUCUCAGAGUGCAGCUGGCCCCUCAGGCAGGCCCCUAGUCUGCACAACCUCUUUGCUGUCUGUCGGAAUAUGUACAACUGGCUGCUGCAGAAUCCGAAAAACGUCUGUGUUGUCCACUGUUUGGAUGGACGGGCGGCAUCAUCAAUUCUGAUUGGUGCUAUGUUCAUUUUCUGUAAUCUCUACGCUACGCCUGGCCCGGCUGUUCGAUUGCUCUACGCAAAGCGACCAGGAAUUGGUCUGUCGCCAUCCCACAGGAGGUACCUGGGAUACAUGUGUGACCUACUUGCAGAUAAGCCCUACCGCCCACACUUCAAGCCUCUCACGAUCAAGGUGAUCACUGUCAGUCCAAUUCCUUUCUUCAAUAAACAGAGAAACGGAUGUCGCCCUUACUGUGAUGUGCUGAUUGGAGAAACUAAAAUAUAUUCAACUUGCACAGAUUUUGAACGAAUGAAAGAAUACCGUGUUCAAGAUGGGAAAAUCUUCAUCCCCUUGAAUAUCACUGUACAAGGCGAUGUUAUCGUUUCCAUGUACCACUUGCGGUCAACCAUUGGCAGCCGACUGCAGGCUAAGGUGACCAACACACAGAUAUUCCAGCUGCAGUUUCAUUCUGGAUUCAUACCACUGGACACGACAGUUUUAAAGUUCACCAAGCCUGAGUUGGAUGCAUGUGAUGCACCAGAAAAAUAUCCUCAGCUGUUCCAGGUGACACUGGAUAUAGAAGUACAGCCCAACGACAAAGUGAUAGACUUGACCCCACCGUGGGAGCAUUACUGCACAAAGGACGUGAACCCCAGCAUCCUCUUCUCCUCUCAGCAGGAGCAUCAGGACACUCUGGCUUUAGGGGGUCAGGCUCCAGCAGAUCUCCCUCCGGACCAUCCCAGGCAUCUUGGGCAAGGCGGCUUCUUUGCCUCUCUCUGUUGGCAAGAUCAGAAAUCAGAGAAGUCGUUCUGUGAGGAGGACCACGCUGCCCUGGUGAAUCAGGAAAGUGAGCAGUCGGAUGAUGAACUUCUGACCCUCUCCAGUCCGCAUGGCAAUGCCAAUGGUGACAAGCCUCAUGGAGCCAAGAAGCCCAGUAAAAAGCAACAGGAGCCAGCUGCCCCUCCUGCCCCCGAGGAGGUGGACCUUCUGGGCCUGGAAGGGUCUGAUGUGAGCACGAACUUCUCUCCACUGGCGGCUCCUCCCAGCAAUUCUGAACUGCUGAGUGACCUGUUUGGGGGAGGAGGUACCACUGGCCCUGCCCAAAUGGGACAGGCAGGGGUGGAAGAUGUGUUUCACCCUAGUGGACCUGCAUCUGCGCAGUCAACACCUCGCCGUGGAGCCACCUCUGCCUCAGCAUCGCCAACCCUACGAGUGGGAGAAGGUGCCACCUUUGACCCAUUUGGAGCCCCGGCUAAGCCAUCAGGUCAGGACUUGCUGGGCUCCUUCCUGAGCACAUCCAAUGCUUCUAGUGACCCCUUUCUGCAGCCCACCAGAAGUCCUUCUCCUACAGUGCACGCUUCGAGUACACCCGCUGUGAACGUCCAGCCAGAUGUCACUGGAGGUUGGGACUGGCAUGCUAAACCAGGAGGUUUUGGAAUGGGAAGCAAAUCAGCGGCCACCAGCCCAACAGGCUCCUCACAUGGCACUCCCACCCACCAAAGCAAGCCCCAGACUCUGGAUCCUUUUGCUGACCUGGGGACACUAGGCAGUUCUUCAUUCGCCAGCAAACCCACCACACCAACUGGAUUGGGGGGAGGAUUCCCACCUCUCAGCUCACCACAGAAAGCAUCCCCUCAGCCAAUGGGCGGAGGGUGGCAGCAGCCAGCAGGCUACAACUGGCAACAGGCACAGCCCAAGCCACAGCCCAGCAUGCCUCACUCCUCCCCUCAGAACCGACCCAACUACAAUGUGAGCUUCUCAGCCAUGCCUGCGGGCCAGAGCGAACGUGGGAAAGGAUCAACUAAUCUGGAAGGGAAACAAAAAGCAGCUGACUUUGAAGACCUGCUCUCUAGUCAAGGCUUCAAUGCCCACAAAGACAAAAAGGGGCCUCGAACCAUAGCUGAGAUGAGAAAGGAGGAAAUGGCCAAGGAAAUGGAUCCUGAGAAAUUAAAGAUUCUAGAAUGGAUAGAAGGCAAAGAGAGAAACAUCAGAGCCCUGCUUUCCACAAUGCACACAGUGCUGUGGGCUGGGGAGACCAAGUGGAAGCCGGUGGGCAUGGCAGACCUGGUGACACCAGAGCAGGUGAAGAAGGUGUACAGAAGGGCUGUGCUGGUGGUGCACCCUGACAAAGCCACUGGGCAACCCUAUGAACAAUAUGCAAAGAUGAUUUUCAUGGAGUUAAAUGAUGCCUGGUCUGAAUUUGAAAACCAAGGCCAAAAGCCCUUGUAUUAAUUUGUGAGCUUUUCUAUCUCAGCUGCAGCCCUGUGCUAAUGCUUAGUGUGUAUCACAACUCUGAGAUUUUCACAGAUGAACCAAAAAUUCCAGUAAUGUAUACCCAGUACUAAACUGUUAAGUUAUUUGUGAAUUAAUUUUUCAUGAUAAGGAAUGUGAAUGUUUGGUUUCUUGAAGUCCACAGAACCUAGAGGAACUUCAGCAAGCUCACCUUGCAGAGUCAUGACAUUUUAGCCUACCCUUUGGGAAGCCUACUCAGCAUUUUGCCUGGUAGGACAGAGGCUACCCAAGGUGAAGGCAAGACAUCCAUCUCAUUGUCUGGGAAUGAGAUUCAUGAGUGAAAGUUAUGACAAUUGGGUUACAUAAUGGUUUUUAAAGAAUGGUUUUUAGGGCUGUUUUUUUGUUUUUGUUUUUUAAAGUUGUCAUUUGAGCAAUGACUUUAAACAAACUCCAGGAAUAUCGCCAACAAGCAUUUUUAAAGGAAAUUUACAGUCAUCUUUAGCAUGAUACUAUGUAUGUCUUUUGGUCAAGAGAGCUAACAAAAACAGAAGAGGUUGGAUGGUGAGAAGUGAUUGUGCAAUCUAGGCAUUACCACUAACCUUUCCUGGAUAAGCUACAAAUCCAAGUACAUGCUGGCUAAAGACACCAGGGGGUUCUGAGAUGUCAAAAUCUAGAUUCCUGGCCAGAUAGUGGGCUUCGGACUCCCUUUCUCUUUAGAAAACGCUGGUUGAUUGAAGAAAAACUCUGCAAACCACAACUCAAGUCUAUUUGAAAGCCACUUCUAAUUUUUGCCAUAAGACUUAGAGCUCAUCCCUUUGCAUUGCCAAGGAAGCGUUCUUCACUGUAGAGAUGUUGUAGAGUGGUUGAGCCUUGUCAUAAUUUGUCGGAACCAGCAGCUAGUAGGGACCUGCUGUUCUGGUGGAUGGUGGGUGGCUAUGGGUGGAACAUAGAAGGCCGUACUGAGCGCUGGUUAGGAGAAGGGUCUGGGGAGCAAAGAGUUAGCUGUGUGCCAUCAGAUCCAGUUGGAUAGCUUACCAGUGCUGGCUUUGAAGAAGCAGCCCUGCUCUCAAGUGAACCUGGAUCUCCUGGAUUAUUUCCAUGGGGUUUGCUGUUGGCAAAGUAGUUGGGACCUGUGUGGAAAAAGGCAGAAAUGAAGCUUUCCCAGACCUACUGGCUUUCAGCUCAGGGUUUUCGUAGCUCUUGUUUUGCAGGGUAAGCAUCUGAGACUUCAGUAUGUCUCCUGGUGAGCAUGUGCACAACAUACAUAUUACAUAUACACAGAGAUAUGUACAUGCAUAAUGUGCACAUACAUAUUCACAAAGCAGGUGGUCAGAAAGAUUUCUGUACUAAUUGUAAAAGGUUCAUGCUCAAUAUCGUGAAAAAGCUUUCAAACAUUGUUUUUCAGACAAUCAAUUUUUGUUUCUGUUUUAAUAUUCUUGUGACAAACUGUACCGGAAAAGCAGCAUGUCAAAAACUAUUUUUGGUUUUGUAUAGAUCUCUUUUUUUUUCAAUUACAAAAUUCAUUAUUUAUUUUACCUUUUACUGAUAAUGUGAAACUCUCAAAAAAUGUUCUCUUUUAAAAUAUACAGCUAUAAACUGUUCACGGUAACCAUAACAACCUAGGUGUUAUUUAUUAAUGUAUUAUAAAACAAUGUUUGACCGGUAUGUGCUUGUCUUAUUUAACAUUGGAAUGUAAGACAUGUUGCUGUGACCUUUUUUUCCUCAUUCACAUUUGUAGAUAUUGUGUGAACUACAGUAUACAAUGACAGUAAUUAAAGGGUGUUAUGUGGCUGUCACGUACAUUUUGAAAUGCUAGAAUUAUAUUAGCUUCGUAUCAUGUUUGCAUACUUCGCUCCUGGUUUCACCACUGAACAUUAUGCCAUUAGCAAUGAGGAAAAAAAAACCUUCCUUAAAUUUGGGGCUUUCCCCCGUCUUUUUUCCAGAUACAUUAAAAUUCUGGACCCCUAUUUAUCUCAAAACUCUUAACAUAUGCAGACCAUCAGGUCUUGCAUUCCUUUUAAAUAUCUGGUUGUGAAAGAGCUUGUUGUUGAUCAGAUUCACUGUUUCAUUCAUAUUUAUUGUAAUAUAUUUUGUUUUGUAAAUAUGUUAAACACAAAAUGUCAAUGGUCUAAAAUAUUUGUAAUGUAUAUUAAAAAGGAUCAAAA